UUUUAAAUACUAGACAGCAAAAAUACCAGCGCUCCGAACAAGUCACUCCCCGGCAAACGGUCGCACUAUUUGCAGAGAGAAGAGAAAAGCUAACAAAUUUUUGUGCCCGAAAAUUAACUAUUUAAAAGUACGCAGCUAGGAGCAGCAGCCACGAUGACUGAUUCCAAGUACUUCACCACCACCAAGAAGGGCGAGAUCUUCGAGCUGAAGUCGGAGCUGAACAAUGACAAGAAGGAGAAAAAGAAGGAGGCGGUGAAGAAGGUGAUCGCCAGCAUGACCGUGGGCAAAGACGUGUCUGCCCUCUUCCCGGACGUGGUCAACUGCAUGCAGACGGACAACCUGGAGCUGAAGAAGCUGGUCUACCUCUAUCUGAUGAACUACGCCAAAUCGCAGCCGGACAUGGCCAUCAUGGCGGUGAACACGUUCGUGAAGGAUUGCGAGGACUCCAAUCCGCUGAUCCGGGCGCUUGCUGUGCGCACCAUGGGCUGCAUCCGGGUGGACAAGAUCACCGAGUACCUGUGCGAGCCACUGCGCAAGUGUCUGAAGGACGAGGAUCCGUAUGUGCGCAAGACGGCCGCCGUGUGCGUGGCCAAGCUGUACGACAUUUCGGCCACAAUGGUGGAGGACCAAGGCUUCCUGGAUCAGCUUAAGGAUCUGCUUUCCGACUCGAAUCCUAUGGUGGUGGCCAAUGCGGUGGCCGCUCUCAGCGAGAUUAACGAGGCCAGUCAGUCCGGCCAGCCGCUCGUGGAGAUGAACUCGGUCACCAUUAACAAGCUGCUGACCGCGCUCAACGAGUGCACCGAAUGGGGUCAGGUCUUUAUCCUGGACUCGCUGGCCAACUACAGCCCAAAGGAUGAGCGUGAGGCGCAGUCCAUCUGCGAGCGAAUCACUCCGCGAUUGGCCCACGCGAAUGCCGCCGUUGUGCUGAGCGCCGUCAAAGUACUAAUGAAGCUGCUCGAGAUGCUGUCCAGCGACAGCGAUUUCUGCGCCACUCUUACCAAGAAGCUGGCUCCUCCAUUGGUCACGCUGCUCUCCUCAGAGCCGGAGGUGCAAUAUGUGGCCCUGCGCAACAUCAAUCUGAUUGUCCAGAAGCGUCCAGACAUUCUCAAGCACGAAAUGAAGGUGUUCUUCGUGAAAUAUAAUGAUCCUAUCUACGUGAAACUAGAGAAGCUGGACAUCAUGAUCCGCCUGGCUAACCAGAGCAACAUCGCCCAGGUGCUUAGCGAGUUGAAGGAGUAUGCCACGGAGGUGGAUGUGGACUUUGUGCGCAAGGCAGUCCGCGCCAUCGGACGAUGCGCUAUCAAGGUGGAGCCCUCUGCCGAGCGUUGCGUCUCCACGCUGCUCGACCUUAUCCAGACCAAGGUCAAUUACGUGGUGCAGGAAGCCAUCGUGGUCAUCAAAGACAUCUUCCGCAAGUAUCCCAACAAGUACGAGAGCAUUAUCAGCACGCUGUGCGAGAACCUGGAUACUCUGGACGAGCCAGAGGCACGCGCAUCGAUGGUUUGGAUCAUUGGCGAGUACGCAGAGCGCAUUGACAACGCUGACGAGCUGCUUGACAGCUUCCUUGAAGGAUUCCAGGAUGAAAAUGCACAGGUGCAGUUACAGCUGCUGACGGCCGUGGUUAAAUUGUUCCUCAAGCGCCCGUCAGACACCCAAGAGUUGGUGCAGCACGUACUAUCAUUGGCUACCCAGGACUCAGACAACCCCGACCUGCGUGACCGUGGCUUCAUCUACUGGCGUCUCCUAUCCACAGACCCGGCCGCCGCCAAGGAGGUGGUGCUGGCUGACAAGCCACUUAUCUCAGAGGAGACAGACCUUUUGGAGCCGACGUUGCUAGAUGAGCUCAUCUGCCACAUUAGCUCGCUGGCCAGCGUGUAUCAUAAGCCUCCUACCGCUUUCGUAGAGGGUCGCGGAGCCGGUGUGCGCAAGUCGCUGCCCAACCGAGCCGCUGGAUCUGGAGCUGGGGCAGAGCAAGCAGAAAGCGGAGCCGGUUCAGAGGCAAUGGUCAUUCCCAACCAGGAGUCGCUUAUUGGAGAUCUGCUCUCCAUGGAUAUCAACGCACCCGCCAUGCCAUCUGCUCCGGCAGCAACCAGCAAUGUGGACCUACUGGGCGGUGGCCUUGAUAUACUCCUCGGUGGCCCAUCGGCAGAGGCGGCUCCCGGCGGUGCCACCAGCCUGCUAGGCGACAUUUUCGGCCUGGGCGGAGCAACGCUAUCGGUGGGCGUACAGAUUCCCAAGGUCACAUGGCUGCCAGCGGAAAAGGGCAAGGGACUGGAAAUACAAGGAACGUUUUCACGCCGCAACGGCGAGGUGUUCAUGGACAUGACUCUGACCAACAAAGCCAUGCAGCCGAUGACUAACUUCGCCAUCCAACUAAACAAGAACAGCUUCGGCCUGGUGCCCGCGUCGCCCAUGCAGGCUGCUCCGCUACCACCCAACCAGUCGAUCGAGGUCAGCAUGGCGUUGGGCACCAACGGACCCAUUCAGCGCAUGGAGCCACUCAACAAUUUGCAAGUGGCCGUGAAGAACAACAUUGACAUAUUCUACUUCGCGUGCCUGGUGCACGGCAACGUGCUGUUCGCCGAAGACGGGCAGCUGGACAAGCGCGUGUUCCUCAACACCUGGAAGGAGAUCCCCGCCGCCAACGAACUGCAGUACAGCCUGAGCGGUGUCAUUGGCACCACUGACGGCAUCGCCUCCAAGAUGACCACCAACAACAUCUUCACCAUCGCAAAGCGUAACGUCGAGGGCCAGGACAUGCUCUACCAGUCACUCAAGCUGACCAACAACAUUUGGGUGCUGCUGGAGCUGAAACUGCAGCCGGGCAACCCGGAAGCCACUCUCAGCCUCAAAUCGCGCUCCGUGGAGGUGGCUAACAUCAUUUUCGCUGCCUACGAGGCCAUCAUCCGCUCCCCAUAAGCGUUCAAUGGCGCACACCGGAUGGCGGACGAGGAGCACAAAGCAAUUGGAGCGAUCGAUUUGCGGGUGUUGAAGAUUAGCUCAACAAUAAAUUGUAAUUUACGUAUUAUUAUUAUAUUGUGUAUUGGCCGAAUCGCCACCUACAUAUAUUAUUUAUGCAUAUGCACACAUAUAAACCACUCGGGUUUGUCGAGAGAUCUGUUAAUUGUUAAUCGGAGCUGCUUGUCCUCAGUGUACUAACGUGUAAUGGCAACGUUGCGUAACCGCAUUCCAAAACUCUGUAACCCCAUAUGCACGGCAUCUAUGUAUAUGUCGUGUCCUAGUAAAAUGUGUAACACUAAAUAA
Molecule: messenger RNA, 3264 nt
Organism: Drosophila yakuba
Lineage: Eukaryota; Metazoa; Arthropoda; Insecta; Diptera; Drosophilidae
Gene: AP-1-2beta
Product: AP-1 complex subunit beta-1
Exons: 3
Coding region: 154-2919 (921 amino acids)
Biological process (GO): intracellular protein transport; vesicle-mediated transport
Cellular component (GO): clathrin adaptor complex; membrane coat
Molecular function (GO): clathrin binding
Source: RefSeq, a predicted model, not a curated record